Sparassis crispa is the source of this 471-nucleotide messenger RNA. RefSeq lists its product as hypothetical. The transcript is spliced from 5 exons. NCBI's taxonomy places the organism in Eukaryota, Fungi, Basidiomycota, Agaricomycetes, Polyporales, Sparassidaceae. Bases 1 to 471 code for a protein of 156 amino acids. The record is from RefSeq and is a predicted model, not a curated record.
AUGGCUGCGAGUUUUGAGAACCGUAGCAUUCAACUAGCAGCAGUGCUGUUGAUGCUUUCAGCUUUACCAACAGCGCAUGCGUACUGUUAUAUUGAUUCGGAUGGAUAUGAACGAUGCACGAUGGCUACAGGUGUACGGGCUGCAAUAGGGAUCGUCAUUGCUGUGGUAGUUGUGUUGCUCCUUUUCGUCGUAAUGUGGAUGCGGAGACGUCAAGUGCAGCGCCGCAAUUUGGCGUAUAUCGCUGCGCCUGCCCCGGUUCCCCCUCCUGCGUACCCACAACAGGGAUCCCCGUACAUAGACGGCGGGGCUUACAUGGCCAAUGGCAAUGCUGGUUACUAUCAACCAGAAUACCCUCAGUACCCACCUCCCACGCUUGGCGGAUACGAUCCACAGAACGGCUUUGCACCGCCGUAUCAGCCGCCCAAAUAUUCUCCUCCUGCAGGUGUCUCUCCUGCCAAAGUGGAUGUCUGA